AUGGCAUCUCAGAAUCAAGCGGCCCAGCAGGGCAAGAAGAAGAGCCUUAUCGUCAAUGCCUUUGUCAUGAUGUGUAGUGGUCAUCAAUCGCCAGGAUUAUGGAGACACCCCGAGGAUGAGUCUUGGAGGUUCAAAGACACUGAGCACUGGGUCGAAUUGGCCAAGUUGCUAGAAGACGCCAAGUUUCAUGGCAUCUUCAUUGCUGAUGUGUUGGGAGGUUACGAUGUGUACAAGAAGUCCUUGGAACCUGCUAUUAUCUCUGGAGCUCAAUGGCCUCUUACAGAACCACUGGCCGUCAUUCCUGCCAUGGCUGCUGCGACUAAGAAUAUUGGAUUUGGUGCCACUGUUUCUGUUACCUAUGAACAGCCAUAUCAUCUUGCUCGACGGUUGUCAACAGUUGAUCACCUCACCAAGGGCCGUCUAGGCUGGAACAUUGUCACUGGUUACCUGGACUCAGCUGCUCGCAACCUUGGUCAUCCAGUUCAACUCGCCCACGAUGAACGCUAUGCCCAGGCCGAAGAAUACAUGGAAGUCAUGUACAAGCUCUUCAACUCAUCCUGGCGUGACGACGCUGUCAAGCUAGACCGUGAGCGAGGUAUCUACACGGACCCCGCCCUUGUUCGUCAAAUUGAUCAUAACGGUAAAUACUUCAACGUUCCCGGUCCUCACGUCGUGGACCCCAGCCCGCAGCGAACACCACUUCUUCUUCAAGCAGGAGCCAGCAAGCCAGUUUGUAAGAAGAACAUUGCGGAGAUUCGACAGGUUGCGAAGGAACAGUUUGGCCGAGACCCAAACAAUAUCAAGGUCCUCGCUCUUGUCACACCUAUUCUUGGUAGGACUGAGGAGGAAGCUCGGGCUAAGUAUGAUGAAGCGAGGAAGUAUGCUUCGACUGAAGGUGCUUUGUCACUGUUCGGUGGAUGGACGGGUAUGGACUUGAACCAAUACGGCGAUGAUGAGGAACUUCGACAGGUUGAAAGUAACGCUGUUCGAUCAACUGUAGAAGGUUAUGCCAAGUUCUCGCCCGCAAACUCAAAGUGGACGAAGCAUACUGUCGCCGAGCAUGUCAGCCUUGGAGGCAACGGGCCUCUGUUUGUCGGCACACCAUCUCAGGUAGCUGAUAGCCUGCAAGUAUGGAUUGAUGAGGCAGAUGUCGAUGGAUUCAACUUUGGAUAUGUCCUGUUCCCCGGUACCUUCAAAGAUAUCAUCGAACUUCUACUCCCAGAACUUCGAUCAAGGGGCCUCUUUUGGGACGAUUACGCGGUGCCUGGCGGUAGCUACCGAGAGAACUUCUAUGGCCUUCCUGGACAGAAGUAUCCUCUCGAGGAGCAUGCUGCUUCCAAGUAUAGGUGGACUGCCGGCGUGCCUGCAAGUGAACACAAGAUUCCGCAGUAG
Messenger RNA from Fusarium oxysporum Fo47, 1392 nucleotides. RefSeq names its product luciferase-like domain-containing protein. Bases 1 to 1392 code for a protein of 463 amino acids. NCBI's taxonomy places the organism in Eukaryota, Fungi, Ascomycota, Sordariomycetes, Hypocreales, Nectriaceae. The transcript is spliced from 9 exons. Gene Ontology annotation, molecular function: monooxygenase activity; oxidoreductase activity, acting on paired donors, with incorporation or reduction of molecular oxygen. The record is from RefSeq and is a predicted model, not a curated record.